UCCCAGAAAAUGACCUUUGGCUUUAAAGAGAACAUUCCAUUUUUCAAGAUAAAAUGGCAGCAGUGAAAACCCCCAGCAGAGAACUAAAGAAUGCUGAGGAACCAUUUAAUAACGUAUCGCCCCUCCUUUUGAAGAGCCUAGUGGAGGAGCCCAAGAAAAGAAGAAAAGCGCCUAAUCACCUCCUAGAAUCAAAGGUUUAUGUAAAACUUCUGAAUAAUAAGGUCAUACAAGCAAAGCCCAGCAUACUGCAUUUUGGAGGUUAUCAAGUAGAAAAGCAACACCAGCAGAUUCUGCAUCUGGUCAAUAUUUCCAAUGAGGACAUACAUGUUUAUAUUUUACCCCCACAAACCAAAUACUUUCAGAUCAAGUAUGUGAAAAAGGAACACCACCUGGUCCCUGGCUUGUCCCUCAAGGUCACCGUGACAUUUUCUCCAGAUGAAUGGCGAUACUAUUAUGAUUGCAUUCGUGUUCACUGUAAAGGUGAUGACACUUUGCUUAUUCCCAUCCAUGCCUAUCCUGUCAUGAACACACUGGAUUUCCCCUCAUUUGUAAAUCUAUCAAAUGUUCUACUUGGUGAAAGCAAAAAUUAUGUUAUUCCUUUGCAGUGCAGCUGUCCUGUAGACUUUGAGUUUCAUAUUGCUUUGAUUCAGUCUCAUCAAGCCUUUACUAUUAAGCCAAUGUCAGGGAUCAUUCCGGCCAACGGGAAGAUGAACGUGACCGUGACGUUCAGGCCCUUUCAGUACGGGAUCGCACAAGUGAGGAUGCAGCUGUGGAUCUCGCAGUUCAACUCUCAGCCCUACGAAUGUGUCUUCACCGGAUCGUGCCAUCCCAACAUGGCUCUGCAAUUAGACGAAUUUGAAAGAUUAAAUGCUCUUUGUAAUAAAGUAGACGUUCCUCCAGAAAAGUCAAUGACACGGGUAAAUUUUCACCGACUGCCAGCAAAGUUAAAACCUCCAAAAAUUAAAGAAAUUGAAUAUCAGAACUUGAGAUUUCCAGUAGAUUUAUCAAAUCCAUUUGCUGUGGCAACUGUUUUAAACCAAGAACCAGGAAAAUUGAAGAUUAAAGAAUUAAGAGAAGUUUUGGACCAAGGCAAUGAGAUUUCAAAAACAAGGCAGAUGAAGGAGGCACUGUUUGAACAGAAAGUCAGACAGGACACUUGUGAAGAGACUGAAAAUCACCUUAAGUGGCAGGUGCACCUUGGUAAAGAUCAUAUGUCUUUUAAAUUUAUAAAAGACCUUUCUGAAGAGCAGCAAAAAGCAAACAACAAAUACAAGCUAGAGAGAGGAGAUCCUGUUUUGGAGGAGGAAUUUCAGCGACUGAAGACAGAAGUUACCCAGAAACGUGUUGUUCACCAUCUAGAAGAAAAAAUCAAGACAUUCCAUCCGAAUUUCGAUCCACUUACUAACAAUAUUUGGGUCAGCAGGUUCAGGGCGCAAAAACGGUUUCAGCAAGCAGCACGCAAGAUCAUGGUUCAUCAACGAUUACUUAAAAUGCUGGAUGCUAUCCAUGGCAUGGAUAGAAAGACCAUAUUGAAAAGGAUCCUGUUUGGAAGACAAUCAGUAGUACAAGUCAAGAAUGCCUCCAAAUACGUUCUGCAGCGGGUCAGUCAAGAUGACUAUUCCAGCCGGUUCUCUGUAUCACCCAAGCAAGUGCUGCCCUUCGCCUUCCCAUCCCACAGUCCUCCCCAGGGCUCCGAUGAGUUGGCUCCUGUUGGCCUUGGACCAGUCCCAAUUAAAUCUUCAGAAAUUCAAGUCAAGCACAGUCAUUCCUACUUCAACCUGCAGGUUCCCCAGCUGUACAGAAUUAAGGGGUACCAGCCAUUCUUGAUGCAGAGGUCUUCCACCAGCUACAGACCUCAAAAGCUUGCCCGAGCCCUGAAGCAAGGAGCUGAGGAUGAAGCCACCACCGUGAUAGCCCUGCCAAAGCAGGACGUCACCCCUCAGGUCCCUGGCAAGACCUCAGCCUUGAACAUGAAACCACCCGAGGCCCUAGCCAUGUCUCCGGAUUAUGACCCUCUCUAUAUUUUUAAUCCCAGCCCAGGACUAUUUGCUGUGAUGCACCCUCUGACCUAUGCAGAAACCGUGAUAGAUUACCAUCUGUGUUCUCACCCCAAGUACAAGUUCACCAAGGAGACCCACACCGGGUCCAGCAUUCCUCUCACCCAGAAACAGUUUCUGCACCACACGGACAUCAUACCCGAAGUCAUGCAUUGGAAGAGGUUCCAACCCCUGGUGCUCUCGUCUCUGCCCGAGACCUCCAAGACAGAGACAACACAGAGCUGUGACUCCCUCAAUCCAGUUAUGCUUCCGAUAAAUGUCCCUGCCAUUCUUAUGGCCUUACCAGAAGAAGACAGAUUGGAAACAGCCGAACGUGAUCUCUGUGAACAGAAUAUAGAAGUUAUGUUGACUCCAGCAAUGAUCGAAGUGGAAUUCCCUAUGUUGGACCACAAGGACAGCAAAAAGGAGAAAGAGGUGAAAGACCAAGCACAGCCCACGGAGAAGGCAGGAGAAAAGGUGCUGGAGGAGAUAAAGAAUCUACGAGCCAAAGCUCUCAACUCGUACCUGAUUCUAGAAUAA
Molecule: messenger RNA, 2576 nt
Organism: Molossus molossus (Pallas's mastiff bat)
Lineage: Eukaryota; Metazoa; Chordata; Mammalia; Chiroptera; Molossidae
Gene: CFAP221
Product: cilia and flagella associated protein 221
Exons: 23
Coding region: 54-2576 (840 amino acids)
Biological process (GO): cilium movement; cilium assembly
Cellular component (GO): cilium
Source: RefSeq, a predicted model, not a curated record